AUGGGUGACGAAAUUGUCAUCGAUAAAACGGCGUUCUUCAGUCGCCUUUCAAGCUUCUAUACAUCAUGGAAAGCAGAUAAAAGAUCUAGCCAUCCGGUGUUUGGCGGUGCUGGAUCUAUCGUCAUUUUGAUGGGGAAGACGGACGAAGCGAAUGGCUUUCAGAAGAACAAUGCAAUACAUUUUUGGUUACUCGGCUAUGAAUUUCCGGCUACACUUCUCGUCUUUACCCCCGAGGUUAUGUAUGUCGUGACGACAGCCAAAAAAGCGAAACAUCUAGAACCCUUGAAAGGUGGAAAGAUUCCGGUUGAGAUCUUGGUAACUACCAAGGAUCAGGAAGAGAAAACCAAGGUGUUUGAGAAGUGUGUGGAUGUUAUAAAAUCCGCUGGGAACAAGGUCGGAGUUUUGCCAAGAGACACAACUACUGGUCCGUUUGUGGAAGACUGGAAGCGCGUAUAUGGCAAGAUAUCCGGGGAAGUGGAAGAAGUCGACAUUGCUCCCGCUCUUUCGGCGGCAUGCUUUUCAGUCAAAGAUACAGACGAGCUAGUCUCUAUAAGGAACGCAUCGAGAGCUUGCAGCGGUCUGAUGUCCGAUUAUUUCGUCGAUGAGAUGUCUCGUUUGCUAGAUGAGGAAAAGCAGAUGACACAUAAAGCCCUAUCUAUGCGCAUUGACGCCAAGAUUGACGACACCAGGUUCUUCAACAAGCUUGCGAAAUUACCCUCAGAAUUCGAUCCUCAACAAAUCGACUGGGCAUAUGGUCCUGUCAUACAAAGUGGCGGAAAGUAUGACUUGAAGCUAACAGCUUUGCCUGAUGACAAUAACUUGGAGCCCGGAAUCAUCGUUGCUGGGUUCGGUGUCCGCUACAAAACCUACAGCUCAAUAAUUGGGCGCACCUACCUGGUUGACCCGACCAAGUCUCAGGAGGCGAACUAUGCGUUGCUCCUGAGUCUUCAUGAGGCCGUACUGAAGGAAGUCCGCGAUGGCGUGGUAGCUAAGGAGCUCUACAACAAGGCCAUUGGACUAGUUCGGACCAAAAAGCCGGAACUCGAAUCCCAUUUCAUGAAGAAUGUUGGCGCUGGUGUAGGAAUUGAGCUUCGUGACUCGAAUAUGGUCCUCAAUGGCAAGAACAACCGGAUACUAAAGAGCGGCAUGACCUUUGCUAUAACGGUUGGGCUGGUGGAUGUUGAAGAACUGGACAUGAAGGACAAAAAAAGGAACGUCUAUUCGAUGAUGAUCACGGACACCGUUCGGGUUGGUGAACAGGGACCCCAUGUCUUCACCAAGGACGCCGGCAUCGACAUGGACUCUGUAUCAUUCUACUUUGGAGACGAAGAGGAGCCUCAGAAACCUGCCAAAGAGAAGAAAGAACCUAAAUCGAGUGCAAUCGCGAGCAGGAAUGUUACCAGGACAAAGCUCCGAGCUGAACGUCCUACGCAGGUUAACGAGGGCGCGGAGGCCCGGCGCCGUGAGCAUCAGAAGGAGUUGGCUACCAAAAAGACCAAGGAGGGUCUGGACCGAUUUGCAGGUACCACCGGCGACGACAACGGAGUCACACAGAAGAAGUUCAAGAGAUUUGAGUCAUAUAAGAGAGACAACCAAUUACCAACCAAGGUCAAGGAUCUUACGGUUUAUGUGGAUCACAAGGCCUCAACUGUUAUUGUUCCAGUAAUGGGUCGACCUGUGCCAUUUCACAUCAACACCAUUAAGAAUGCAAGCAAGAGUGACGAGGGGGAGUACGCCUAUCUUCGAAUCAACUUUCUCUCACCGGGUCAAGGCGUUGGAAGAAAAGACGACCAACCCUUCGAAGAUCUGUCGGCCCAUUUCCUGAGGAACUUGACGCUCCGGUCAAAAGACAACGAUCGGUUCGCGCAGGUUGCUCAAGACAUUACUGAGCUCAGGAAGAAUGCCUUGCGCCGUGAGCAGGAAAAGAAGGAGAUGGAAGAUGUUGUCGAACAGGACAAGUUGGCUGAGAUUAGAAAUCGCCGCCCUGUGAAAUUACCUGACGUUUACCUUCGACCUCCGCUUGAUGGUAAACGAGUUCCUGGCGAGGUAGAAAUACACCAGAAUGGUCUUCGCUAUGUUUCUCCCUUUCGCAACGAACACGUUGAUGUGCUGUUUAGCAACGUCAAACAUCUGUUCUUCCAGCCUUGUGCUCAUGAGUUGAUUGUUUUGAUCCACGUACACCUCAAGACUCCUAUAAUGAUCGGCAAGCGGAAGACAAGGGAUGUCCAGUUCUAUAGAGAGGCUACUGAGAUGCAGUUCGAUGAGACUGGUAACCGGAGGCGAAAGCACCGUUAUGGGGAUGAAGAAGAGUUUGAGGCAGAGCAAGAGGAGAGAAGACGACGGGCGGCUUUAGAUCGAGAGUUCAAGGCAUUCGCGGAAAAGAUAGCGGAUGCUGGAAAGGAUGAGGGUGUUGAUGUUGACAUCCCUUUCAGAGAAAUUGGCUUUACUGGUGUCCCCAAUCGCUCGAAUGUUCUGAUCCAGCCAACCACAGAUGCUCUUGUUCAAUUGACUGAACCGCCCUUCCUGGUUGUGAGUCUUAAUGAAAUCGAAAUUGCGCACCUUGAAAGGGUGCAGUUCGGCUUGAAAAAUUUCGAUCUUGUCUUUGUGUUCAAGGACUUCCACCGGGCACCAGUGCAUAUUAACACAAUCCCGGUGGAGAACUUGGAAGGUGUGAAGGAUUGGUUGGAUUCCGUGGAUAUUGCAUACACCGAAGGACCUCUCAAUCUGAACUGGACCACAAUCAUGAAGACUGUUGUCAGUGAUCCAUACGGUUUCUUUGCUGAUGGUGGGUGGUCUUUCCUUGCGGCCGAGUCAGAUUCCGAAGGUGGAUCUGAUGAAGAGGAGGAGUCGGCCUUUGAGCUAUCCGAAUCAGAACUUGCUGCAGACGAGAGUUCAGAAGAGGAGAGUGACUACGAUGACGAUGCUAGCGCGGAUGAUGAUUUCAGCGCCGAUGAAGAAGAGGAAAGUGGUGAGGAUUGGGAUGAGCUGGAACAUCAAGCCAAGAAGAAAGACAGAGAGAGUGGCUUGGAUGAUGAAGGCAUGGGCAAGAAGCGAAAGAGGUGA
Messenger RNA from Aspergillus mulundensis, 3063 nucleotides. RefSeq names its product chromatin-remodeling protein SPT16 (gene spt16). The record is from RefSeq and is a predicted model, not a curated record. The transcript has 7 exons. Bases 1 to 3063 code for a protein of 1020 amino acids. Gene Ontology annotation, molecular function: nucleosome binding. Gene Ontology annotation, biological process: transcription elongation by RNA polymerase II; positive regulation of transcription elongation by RNA polymerase II. Gene Ontology annotation, cellular component: FACT complex. Lineage: Eukaryota; Fungi; Ascomycota; Eurotiomycetes; Eurotiales; Aspergillaceae.